Molecule: messenger RNA, 378 nt
Organism: Abrus precatorius (Indian licorice)
Lineage: Eukaryota; Viridiplantae; Streptophyta; Magnoliopsida; Fabales; Fabaceae
Exons: 1
Coding region: 1-378 (125 amino acids)
Source: RefSeq, a predicted model, not a curated record
AUGUCUGGUAGAGGUAGAGGAUCUAGAAGCACUAACGAUCCUAUGGAGCGCAUAGCUCAAAUGCUGGAAGCCUUAGUGCAUAAUCAAGGCGGAGAGUCGGCUGAAUACCGAGGAUUGUCUGCCUUCACUAGGCAUGAUCCUCCGAAGUUUGAGGGAGGGUUCAACCCCGAAGGAGCCCAAAGGUGGGUGGCUGAUGUAGAGAAAGUCUUUAAUGCCAUGGGGUGUCGUGAGGAGCACAAGGUGGCCUAUGCCAUUUACUUGUUGUGUGGCGAGGCAAAAGACUGGUGGAGAUUUGCCGGUCAGACUUUGCCACAAGAAGGUGGCUACAUCCAAUGGGAAACCUUCAAUGCAAUCUUUCUAGGGAAUUACUUUCCCUGA